This is a messenger RNA of Linum trigynum, 3711 nucleotides long. The record is from the annotation of a GenBank genome assembly. NCBI's taxonomy places the organism in Eukaryota, Viridiplantae, Streptophyta, Magnoliopsida, Malpighiales, Linaceae.
CCACCAGAGAUGCUGAAUGGACUUACUUUUUUAUGAUGUGGCAACUUUUCGUCUUGACUAUGUCAGGUUGACAUCAUCCAUUUUCUUUUAAUUAACUGAAAAAUAAUGAAAAAAACAAGAAACAUCUUCCUCAUCCAAUUCCUCCAAAAACGACAACCCUUUCCCUGGCCAUGCCAUCAAAAUCACAUUGUUGUUCAAUUUCGGCAUCAACUUUCGAUUCUUUCUUUUCCAAUUUUGCACUUUCUUCUUCUUACUAGUAUUAUUACUACUCUUCUUCUUAUUCCCCGAAAUAGGAAUACUAUGUUUCAUCAUCGCCUUGCAAUUGCUCGCUGUGUUGCCCGAUAGGACAUCGAAGCUAGAGCUCGGUACAUAGUUGGUGGAGUCGAGCCUGUGAGAUUUGGAGGACAUCGACCACCGAAAUUUGGCUCUAAUCUACCGAUUCCUCUUUGCAAAUUGCAACUCACCGCACUCAGAUUUCCCAUGAUGGAAUCGAUCUCUCCUUCAAUUUCAUCAUAUAGAAUCGAAUUCACAUCAAAAUUGUCCUCCUCAUACCCUCUACCGCCGCACAAUUCCUUCCAAUCGAUGAUUCUCUCUUUGACGCGAAUUGUUCGAUGAGCAAGACAUUUCAUUCACAAAAUAUCCAACAAGAUUGAAGCUUCGCGGAUUGUCAUCAAAAGUUCAUUUUCUAUAAAUUAUUAAUGCAAUUUUGAUUAGCUUCCCCUCGUCGUCGAUAUUGGAUAUGGGUUUAUCUGCAUGGAUUUCCUUCUUUGUUGGUGAGAGAAGCUAGCCCUUGUUCGAUGUAUACAAAAAUGGCGGAUACCAACUGGGAGAAACUCUACCACAUCGUCAUCACUCAUCAAUUUCAACGUCUCCUGAAACCUCCUCUCUGAUGAGAUCCUAAAUCUCUAUGAUUUCUCUACUUCCACCUUCCCUCACGACUCUGCUUUCCGGAUUGUCGUCGAUUCAACCUUCAUAUCCUAGUUUGUCAAGCAUAUAAUACCAGGAACCACAAUAGAGAUAUGGACAUUUAGGUCAUGUGAAUAUGAUUCAUGGCAAAAGCCAAGCUAAGAACAAGCUAAGGGAAGGUUACAAUACUCAACCAUAGACCAGAACCUAGGCAACCCAUCAGGUGUAAUUCUCAGCUUAUCCAUUCUUUUUGUAGAAGUACUCAAUUUAGCACAUAUGUUUUUCAACCAAGCCUUAUCCUUGCAUUUUGGGAAGGUCCAUGCAUAUUGGUUUAGCUGUAAAACUGGAAAAAAAUUCGAGUACCUCCUACUAGAAUAAUUCCAAAGGCAAUCUAGAGAGUUCCACCAGACAAGAACAAUCGAGUUAUCUAUAUCUAAGAUUCAUAUCCCACAAGUGCAAUAACAACAUAUUGUGUUGCGUGGUGCCAUAGUCCCCCUUCGAACAUCCAUUGGCAUAUAACCAUCAUCGGGAAGUGGAACAACAGCAACUACUCCCAACCACAAUACCGUAACCGCUCCACCCUCCCCAUAACUAAUUCGUCCAAUAUUUUAGUGCCGAGAUAGAUGAAAACUUAUUCAUGAAUUUUCCAACAAGACUAUACUCCCAACGCUUGGUGCCUUCGUAAAUACAAAUCUACAUAUACGAUUUCCAGCGAAAUACCAAAUAGUGAAGUCCAACAGUGACUGCCACCAAUGGUGCUAGAGGUGAUGUCCACUAUAGUGUCGGUACCAAAUUUACUUAGCCCUAAGGCCAGGACCGUAUUUCUUCAUGCCUCUUGUAGAACCCUUACUUCGAAAGUGAGGUGCGGUUCUAUUGAAAAAAAGGCCGGUUUGUGGAGGUUGAAGUCCUCAAGUUUCGCAGUUUGGAAAGUAAAGCGUUGCAGAAAAGUAAUUGAUAAGCUAGUUAACAAGCGAGAGAUCAAAGAAGAAAGGCGUUGCAUGUGCAAGCUCCCUCCAAGUCUCCUAAGUCCUAACCAUGUGCCCUCGAUGAUUAGUAACAUAUGAGAUGCCAAUUUCUUAUCUCAUUAGAUCCCACCUUGUGUUGAAGCAUUUGCCCGAACUAAUGGGCAACAAGGACCCUUCGGAUUUCUCCCUUGAGGAAUCACACUGUUUGAUCGAAUGAAGAUCGAUCGAGUAGGACUGCUAUUUCUAUAGUCUAGACCCAUCCAAAAUGACUUGUAUUUCGACCCUUUCACCUUGAAGGAGUGCAAUGUCGUCUUAAGCUCCCAUUUAAAUCGACAAAUAACAAAAUAUAAGAAAUCAAACAUCACACAUAUGAAAAUCAAACAAUCGUAUUAAACCAAAUCAUCUAGUUUACAUGGUUAGAACCCCUAGGGUUCACAUACCUAAGAAACUAAAGAACGUAGCCAGCCAAUGUGAGGGAUUCUUGGGCGUUCAUCAUGGAAACGAAGACACUAGGAGGCCCACUGGAAUCGGUGCCGGGAACAGAGAAAAUAGGCCCAAGGAUGUCAUUUUGGGCGCCGAUUCUCCCUCGUAGGGUGGUCUCAUUCUAAGUCAGAAAGGUUGCUAUAUCAGUAGAGUAACGAGCAUUUCUUGACCUCUCGUCUACUCCUCUCGAACUCUACCUCUAGAGCCCUAUUUAUAGAUCUUCUACAUAUUAUGCUUUUGCGGAGAAAAACUCGCAGCUCUUGCGUCAUCCAGCCAAUCAGAGUGCUCCAAACACGUGGCCAGUGAAUCAGGAUGCUUCGGGAUAACUUCGUAAUGAAGUGGACAGGCUCCCUAAAAGGGCACCGUGGUCGCCCUUUUCCUUAAUAAAAAGGAACUCCUGGCGCCGUUUCACCCAGGCAUCUGGUCUUCGAAUCCUAGCUCCAACAACUUGGUCUGGAUGUUCCCUACGUCUUCCAAGUGGUCCACUAGACUACUUUGCCCUAAAAAUGCACAGAACGCUACCAAAAGCGUAACAAUCAUAUAAAAGCAAUCUUAGGGUUUCUACAACACACUUGAAGCAAUCAUAGUUAUAAUUCAAUGUAUUAUGAUGCUAAUGAUGAGAAUGUAUGCACUUUGGAUCAAAAUACGGGGGGUCUGGUAUAGAUACUUUCACGUGUCAUCAAGAGACUCCACCAAGGAAGCUCACCACCAAUAUCUCACAAAUUGGUAAGCGAAGAAAUUAAUCGAAUAAAAAAAGAAGAGAGUUCAAUGUUUAUCCAUUUACUUUUAUCUUUAUAAAUUUUGGAAGAAGUUUUUAAUAACGAAGAAGUUUAAAAUCCCGACCCUUAUGACCAAAAUAUUCUCCUCAAUUUUGCUUUUGGACGCAUCAUGAUGACUUCCUAUGUGGUUACCUAUCAUUACACUGUUCCAGACUGAGCACGUUUAACUUCAAAGUUCUUACAUGAACUCAUCUAGUUUCACCCCAAAAUGUGUAUUCCUUAUGAAUCAUAGAUCUCUCUCGUGAUUUGUCAAUGUGAGAUUUUCCUAAUCUAUUACAUACACCCCCUUUUGGGCUCAACGUACUCGUUGAGGUUUGCUGCCCCACCAUCACCCAAGAGGGACAUGGAGGUUCUGAUACCACUUGUAACAUCCUGCUUUUUCUGACCAAGAUAUUUUUUGCUUUGGGCAUGUUCCUUCACGGUUUUGCUUUUUGGUGCAUCAUGAUAACUUUCCGUUUGAUCACCCAUUUUUGCACUGCUCCACACUGAACACGUUUAACUUUAGGGUUCUUCCAAUGACUCAUCCAUUUCACCCCAAAAUAUGUUUUCUUAGUUGAGAUUAAAUUUUUAUUAUAAAU